UGUCGCGGGACGGAAAUGGUCUAUGGGCAUGUAUUAUGUGGCCCGUUAUAAUGUUUUAUUAGUAUUAUUAGUCUCAUUUUUUUUAUUAGUAGUUUUGUAAGUAGUAUUGACUGAGAAGAGAUAUAUGGCGGCCAACAUCCAAUUUAAUUUUUUUGAAUUUUUUGGCUAAUAAUUGAUAUUAACCUAAAUCCAAGUAGACCCAUUGAUUAUGGGAAGGGAAUGGGUGACUUAUAUAUGGGUUUGGAAGUUUGUACAUGGGUUUGAGUAGGGUAUGAAUAUUUACUUUCAUAAUCUAAAUGUGCAUGAGUUGGGUAUGGAUACCCAUUUAUUCGAGGGUGUUUUAAUUACACAUUCAAAAAUUAGACUUAUUUGUAGGACUUCAAAAGUUUAGGUACCAAAAUGUAACAUACACAAAUUUGAGGUACUAAAAUAUAAUGUUUCAUAAAAUUUUUGAGGACUUAUAUGCCAAAAAAAUAAAUUUAGGUUAUAAAUCUAAAGAUCUAUUAAGUUUAGGUACCGAACUGUAAUUUGCAUAGUUGAGGCUUGAUUCCUUUAUGAUGAUGUAUUUAAGAUGAUAAAUAUUUAUUUAUUUAUAGAAAAAUGGAAACUAUUUAUUUGAAAUAUGUAGAUACCCAGCCAAACAUUCCGUGUAUAAUUGUUGAAAAUUCUAGCCCGGGUGAGAAAGAAAACUCUAAAGAAAAGCAAAAGAAAUACAAAUUGGAACUCGCUUAAAAUUUCACACCUUCAAAUCUCAUAGUAGAAAAUGACGAAUUUCUAAUAAGUAAUAACCAUAUAUCUUUAUUUUUAAUUGGGCUCGACAUUGAGCUGAAAAAGUUAAUGGUUCAUGGUUCAAUUCUAAAUUCUCUGUUGGUGAGUCAUGUAUGGACUCGUUCAUACUUGUGAUUAGAAUAAAUAAAAAUAGUAUACUAAUUAGGGUUAGGCGAAGAAGGCAAAGAAAGAAAUAAAGAAAGGGUUAUGGAAAGAGAGUGAAAAAUGAAACGAAGAGAAAGUAAAUGAUGGAAAGGUUUGGUCAUUUUUGUACUUAUAUUAAAUUUUAAAUUAUUAUUUUUAUUACUGCUGAUUUUUUUAAACAUUGUUCUAUUAAAAUGUCAUACAAAAACUUCAUACAGAUCAAUAUCUCAAUGUACUCGUAUUAUAUUUUACUAAGUAUGUUGUCAUGUCACCGAAUAGAAUGUUUUUUUUAAAUAUGGUAAUUAUUAUUUCAAAUGGAUAACAUACAUAUUUUUUGAAGUAAAAAUCUCAUGGAAGACCUCGAAUCUUCUCCUACAGUUGAGUGAUACAACAUCUUGCAUGGUACAAACUAAAUUUAUAUUUUGAUGUUAUGGUGGAUUGGAUUCAUGGAUUCAAGUGAAUCUAAACAUUCGACCAAUAUGAAAAUUUAAAAAAUUGUAGGUACGAAGCUCAUAAAAAUAAGAUUACAAAACAUAAUUGUUCAAUGAUAUUACACUAAAAUUAAAUUUGGGGCAUCAAAAUGUAAAAUGUACGUUAUAGUGACUAAGUUGUGAUUUAAUUAAAUUUGGAGUAUCAAAAUGCAAUUAUUUAGGCAACAGUAAACCAACUCCACGCUUUAUAUAUAUUUUGAUGUUAUGGUGGACUGGAUUCACGGAUUCAAGUGAAUCUAAACAUUCGACCAAUAUGUAAAUUUAAAAAAUUGUAGGUACGAAAACUCAUAAAAUUAAGAUAAUAAAACAUAAUUGUUCAAUGAUUUUACAUUAAAAUUCAAUUUGGGGCAUCAAAAUGUAAAAUGUACAUUAUAGUGACUAAGUUGUGAUUUAAUUAAAUUUGGAGUAUCAAAAUGCAAUUAUUAAGGCAACAGUAAACCAACAUCACGUUUAUAUUUAUAAAAAUUUGACAUAUGUAACCAAGUAUGUUGAUAGCACUAGCAAUGAUCCAUUCGGUUUAUCGUUUGCAGGAGCGAUCGACUAUUUGUAGUAAGCAGUCGACCAUUUUCUCCAAGUCACAAUGACUUUGUAAUUCACAUUAGCAAAGUACUUAAGGAUGGGAUAUAUAUAUAUAUAUAAUAUGUUAGAUAUAUGCCUAAUUGUCUAAUUGGUUAUCAAUGUCUCAAACCAAACACGCAAAUGUUUUUUAAACUAAAUCAAAUUAAUUAUCCAAAUUAACCGAACUAAAUUAUCGGAAUACCCAUUGGUUAAAAUGAUACCAUGAUAAGUGAUAACCACUCCGUUUGAAUACUCCUACUUGCACAUAUUCACAUCGGUGGUAGGUAAAUUGCGAUUUGCGGUUUGCAAGGAGCGAUCGACUAUUUGUAGUAAGCAGUCGACCAUUUUCUCCAAAUCACAAUGACUUUGUAAUUCACAUUAGCAAAGUACUUAAGGAUGGGAUAUAUAUAUAUAAUAUGUUAGAUAUAUGCCUAAUUGUCUAAUUGGUUAUCAAUGUCUCAAACCAAACACGCUAAUGUUUUUUAAACUAAAUCAAAUUAAUUAUCCAAAUUAACCGAACUAAAUUAUCGGAAUACCCAUUGAUUAAAAUGAUACCAUGAUAAGUGAUAACCACUCCGUUUGAAUACUCCUACUUGCACAUAUUCACAUCGGUGGUAGGUAAAUUGCGAUUUGCGAGUUCACACGAAAGGGUUUUCUCUACGGAUGGGGUCUUUUGUCCACACGUUGCGGAAAGUGUUUUACCCUUAACUAAUUAUAAAGAUUAUUUUCUAGGAUUUUCUUAAUAAACCGUUCUUAAAUUUUUAGAAAAAUAUUUUAUGAGACCAAUCUCGAUAUAUUAGGACAUGUAGUUCACUCAUUUUUUGUGUGUAGGAAACGAAGCGCUAAGGGGCGCGCCCCAACCCUUAAUUAAUAACCAUACGUGGGGUUUGAACCCCAAUAGUAUCGUAGUACAACCAAUAAUCCAAGCACGAGUCUAGAGUAUCAAUCACAAACAAGCCAACAGAAAGCUAAUGACCCCUGAAAGCCAGGUAAUCGACAACAACAUUGCCCUCCCGAAAAACAUGUCCCAUGGUAAUCUCCCAAUCCAAGGCCAGAAAUCGUCGAAUGGACGCCAAUAGCAUACGAAUACGAUGUGGGUGACUCGAGGGAUCCGCUUGUAUUAGCGAAAUGGCAGCCGCAGAGUCGGUCUGAAUCACUAGGGCGAUGGGAAGACCUUGCCCAUCCGUUCGGCAGAUUCUGCCAGUUGAUGUGUCUAUGAGACUUAUGUCUGAAUAGGGAGCAGAUCCGGUGAGUAACCGUGUGGUGAGUAACCGUGUGUAACCCGUCCACAUCAGCAUGAUAUCGGCAUCUUCUAUCUCCUGGAAAGCCUUUAAUUUUCCCGUCUUUAAUCUUUGACAGACGAUUUCUCGCUCAUUUUAAGUCGAAAUUUAAUUUUUUUUUGCACAGUUAGAUCAGAUUAAUUGUGCUCUUCAAAAUGAUAUCCACUUUAAUAUAUUUUUCGAACAAAAAAAUUGAGCCAUUUUUUACCAUUCUAUACCAUAUGGUAUUGACUGGUAUUGAAAUAAAAGCAUACCUAUGGUUUGAAAAAAGUAUCAUGGUGGUAUGAACAAACCAAGACUGUAGGAUGGUUGAAUACAUGAUAGUAGAAAUAUAUUAAUUGUCAUUUACGACUUUUAACAUUGUAUACCACAAGAUACCACCCCGUAUCAGGGUGGUAUUGUAUGGUAUUGUGUGGUAUUUUUUGGUCCUGUAAUUUGUUCACCCAUAAAUUUGUAAAUCCAAUAGAUCAUGAUGAACUCGUCCCUUCUGUGCAAACGUUUUCAAAAACGAAUUAAAAACGAAGAAGAUACCAUACAAUACCACCCCGUACCAUAGUGGUAUUGUAUGGUAUUGUGUGAUAUUUUUUGGUCCUGUAAUUUUUCACCCAAAAAUUUGUAGAUCCAAUAGAUCAUGAUGAACUCGUACCUUCUGUGCAAACGUUUUCAAAAACGAAUUAAAAAUGACGAAAAUACCAUAUGGUAUGCAGUUGGUACCGAGAAGCCAGAAUUUUUUGUUCUAAAAAAAUAUUGAAAAUUGAUCUCAUUUUGUAGAGCACGAUGAACUCGUUCCACCUGUGCAAAAAAAAUUAAAAUCCGAGUUAAAACGAAAAAGAUAUGAGCCGAUUAAGAAAGCUAGAGAAAAUAAAAAUGAUCUUUAAUUCUCCAUCCUUAGAUCUGGAUUUUCUAAAUGAAUGGUCUAGAUUUGAUUAUUGAUGGAUGCAUAACCCAUGGUUAUGCACCCUAUCUUGAGCCGUCUGAAUAUGUGCUACUCAAACAAGGCCUUGUGGCGGAAGAGAGGAUCGAUCACAUACCCUUUUCAUGUGCCAAUCACCCAAUCCACUUCCCCACAACUAGGCUAAAAAAAUUUCCUGCUCCUUGAAAUAUUUUUUUCACUGCACCUUGUUCACCUCUACAUUUUUCGCCAAAAACACAACCACAAUCAUACAAAAAGCCACAACUUCAACUACGGUUUUGGGCUUGCAAGAUCUAAAACACUUUUUGGGUAUGAGUUAACUAGAUGAACUAUGAUUUAUAUGUUGUUUUUAGAUUCGAGUCUCAUUGAAUUUAUAAUUUAAAUUUUAAUACUUUUGUAAUUCAAGAAAAACUCACGAUAUCUAUGAAGGCGAUACAUGAAAUAUCAUGGUUUGCGAACCGAUGGCAUGUCGAACGUUACAAUUGGGUUAAUCGGUACUGACCACAAAAUCUACUAGAAUACCAGAGUAUCAACCGUAUGAAGUGGUAGUUAAAAGCGGCAAAAAUCGAUAAAUACCGGAAAAUCUACUAGAAUACCGGGAAAAUUGUGGACUUGUGUGGUGAUAAAAUUAUGGUGAUCUUGGGAAAGAAACGGAGCCGUAAACAAAAAGCCCAAUUCGGCCGCGGACCGCGGCCCAUCCAAUCUAAGUCGUAACUUUAUUACGAAUCCCAAAAACAAUCUGUUUGUAUAGUUCCAAUUGUCACGGCGGAAGAGACGACGGCACUCUCCUCCUCCACCUCCCUCGCCUCCUGCUGCGGACCAGAGUUCCCUCCAUCAUCUCCACCAAUCGCGUUCCUUCUCCGUUUGCCGCGGUUUCAGAAAAGGUACUCGUGCUUCUUCUGCUUUUCAGGAUGGUUAAUUGAUCCUGCUCCGCUUCGAAUUUGGUUUUCGGUUUCACGAGCUCUGUUUCUUCAUCGGUGUACUGUAUGAUUCGGGCCGAUUUCGAUUUCUUCCUAGAAAAUCCAAAAGAUUUGGUUGUGUUCUUGCUCAUUCAAAUCAGUUCUAUGUGUUCUAAUGGAUAGGUGACAUGGACGCUGCCGACUGUUUCUCCGCGAUUUGGGAAGAGAUUGAUCGUUCAGAGAGCUACCUUGUUUGCUCAAACUAUGAGGAGGCUGCAUCAAUGGCUUCAUCGGUUUUGAAACGAAUACGCGAAAAUGGCGAUGGGAGCAGAGCGUUUGAGCACAAUGAUGAGCUGUUCGAAGUUAUGGAGUCUGCGGGUAUGGUUUUGGUUCAGUCCUUGAACGAACUUGGAAGGGCAUCAAAUAUUUUGAGUGAGCUGAAGGAGCUGUUCGGUUAUCCUGCAGCAGUGCCUGCUGAAGUCCUUCUAACUGGGUUAUGUUUGCAAAUAUCAGCAGGGUCAUUAAUGGGAGUGAAAGAGUUCCUUCAGGACUUCCUUAGCAUGUGGAGUCUUGCGGAUGGAAGAGUUUAUGUUCUUUCUGGAGCAGAUUCCAAUAUGAAGGUCCAUGAGCAAUGUGACAGGAGGAAGACGUUGGAUGUUGAAACCUUUUCGGCAGUUGUUGAGCUCUAUGCUGUUACAUUACUUGGCAAGCAUUUGAAAGAGUCGAACCUUGCAAUUUCUUGGCUUGAGAAAGCUGCCUUACCGGAGGAAAAGCGACAGGUGCUCUUGAGAAGAUUGCACUCAAUGUAUUCCGAGAAAACCUCCAACAGGGUUCAUGGUUCUUCAGAUUUGCCAGAAGAUAGGGAUAUUCAUGGUUCCUCGUCAAACUUAGCAAAUUUAUCUGAAGAAUCCUCGAAGGCUUCAAAAGCAAACUAUAUGCCGAAUGGGAAAACUGCAAUAAACCAGGCAAUUAAGGACAUUUCGCGGCACAGAAACCAGUCUGUAUGGUGGUGGUUUCGUUCAAUCAAUUUGAAGUUUGGAAACAUGCAUCUGGCUAUAACAAAUGGAAAGAUCGUGAUUAGUUGUCUGUUUGUUCUCCUAUGUUAUCUCGUUCAGAAGAGGCGAGCUGCUUUGAAUGAGAUUGUUAAGAGACGGGUUUUAUGGGUCAAGAAGUCUCUGUUAGACCUGUGGCGGCUUGCAUUUUCGUACCAGGUGAAUCCCUUGGCUGCUGUUCAACCUAUCCCUGCAGCAACUCGGCCAGGACGGUGAUGUUAUGGUCCACCUCGUUUCCCAUCCUUUGUUUUGUUGUGCGAUUCUCUGUUCUUCUUCCAAUGUGUUGGUCUUUCUAAAUUAGAAUUGCAAUGUCCAGUAGCUAGGAGUCUCAUUGAAGAUGAGAAGAGUUCCUUUUAUGUUACUGGAAAAUGGGAAUAAAUACAUAAGAGUGAGUUUCUAAAUUGUCUGAGAUGUAUUUGCAAAGCCACUCUUUAGUUCAAUAUAUUUUGUGCUUAAAUUUUUAUAGAGUGAGUUUCUAUUUACUUUUCCAACCUUCAAAAACAUCCGAGAUUACAUCGUUCUGUUACAAUUGGGAUUGACUGUUCUGCUACAAUUGUGAUUGCACUCAAAUACAUCGAAAGCGUUGACGAAAACCAAUGCAGUUUAAUUUGCAUGCAAAUACAAAUUUCACCCUAACGAUUUCACCAAGGUUGUCAACCCGCGGGUUGACCCGGACCCGGUUGAGCUAGUGGGUCAAGGGUUAAUGGGUCACCCGUUUCAGCCCGGUUUAGCCCGGAAAUAUGGAAAGCGUCAUUAUAUUGUACUUAUCCUGAUACAUUAUAUCAUAUCUCAUCUAACAUAUGAGUUAUAACAUAUAAUAUUACACCAAAAUAACAUUUCGUACUUAGA
Molecule: messenger RNA, 6954 nt
Organism: Linum trigynum
Lineage: Eukaryota; Viridiplantae; Streptophyta; Magnoliopsida; Malpighiales; Linaceae
Source: the annotation of a GenBank genome assembly